AUGGGCGACACGAUCAUCACGACCAAAGUGUAUGGGAGUGGACGGGUGAGGGAGAAGAAGAAAAGGGAGCGAAACAGGCAGAAUCUUGUUCCCCGUGCCGUCAAGCUUUGUUUCCGAGUGGACCAGUUCUUGGGGCGGGAGGGAGCGAGGGACAACGCGUCAGCCAGGGGCAGCAGGGGAAAACCUACCUGUUGGAGGAAACAUGAACAUCAAGAACUUAAUGGUUGUACAGUGAUUAAAAGAGUGAUAAGCGCGAUGUUGAAGGCUGGAUUGAAGUGGCAAGCAAAGAUGGAAAAAAAAGGGAAAGAAAAAAAAGGUGUAAUGCGGAACUCGAAACCAGGCGAGUGA
Messenger RNA from Penicillium oxalicum, 348 nucleotides. RefSeq lists its product as uncharacterized. Bases 1 to 348 code for a protein of 115 amino acids. The transcript has a single exon. The record is from RefSeq and is a predicted model, not a curated record. Lineage: Eukaryota; Fungi; Ascomycota; Eurotiomycetes; Eurotiales; Aspergillaceae.